Molecule: messenger RNA, 1077 nt
Organism: Sorghum bicolor (sorghum)
Lineage: Eukaryota; Viridiplantae; Streptophyta; Magnoliopsida; Poales; Poaceae
Exons: 1
Coding region: 142-708 (188 amino acids)
Source: RefSeq, a predicted model, not a curated record
CUCUUCGACUCCUCCUCCCUCAUCGGCCAUCGCCAUCUCCAGCGGAGAAGAGAAGCAGCUCAAGGACAGCGCCGCCCGCAAGCCACACCGACCGGCCGGCCGGACCGAAGCAGCAGCAUACACUGAUACACUCACUGCACAAUGGGCAUCUGCAUGUCGUCCGACGCGGCGGACGAGGGCGCGGCGACGGCGAGGGUGGUGCUCCCCAGCGGCGAGCUCCGGGAGUACGCCCCACCGGCCACCGCCGCGACGGCGCUGCAAGCGGCCUCCGGCGGCGACGGCGAGGGGUCGUCGUGGUUCCUCUGCGACGCCGACGGGAUCGCGUUCGAGGGGGGCCCCGUGGCCGUGGCCGCGGUCGCGCCCGGGGAGGAGCUCCAGGCGGGGCAGAUCUACUUCGUGCUCCCCGCCGAGAUGCAGCGCCGCCGCCUCACCCGCGACGAGGUCGCCGCGCUCGCCGUCAGGGCCAGCUCGGCGCUCGUCAAGGCCGCAGCCGCCCAGCCGUCCUCCCCGUGCCGCCGGCGCCGGCGCGGCGCGGUGGCGCCGCUCGUGUUCCCGGUCCCCGAGGAGGAGUACGCGGCGGCGGAACCGGUUUCGCCCGUCGCGGCGAAGUCUGCCGUGGCGGCGGCGCAGAAGCGGAGGGUGGCGUACCGGGGCGGCAGGGCGUCGAGGUUCUCCCCCGACCUGACCGCUAUCCCGGAGACCGAGUAGACCAAGCCUCCACUCCACCCGGCAUAUGUGUCUCUCUGGUGGUGACGAGUCGCUCGCCGGCGCUUGGUCGGACCCCGGCCGCGCGCGCCGGAGAUCGAUGGAGCAGGGAAGUGUUCUAGACGCGACGCAGAGCUCAGAAAUGAGAAAUGUGAGUAGUGUUUUUUUGGCGCCGUUGGUUUACGCGGCAGGCAACAGAGAGUGUACGUUACGUGUAGGUUUUAGAUGCAAGUGUAAAUACACGGAAUCUCCGUACGGUGUGCCCAGUCACAGUUUGGAACUCAAGCUUUUAUUAGUGCUCGUGUUCAGGCUCUGUGUCGUGGAUCAUCAAUCAUCAUGGAAUAAAUCUCUCGUUGUUUGUGAAAAAUGAAA